Molecule: messenger RNA, 2875 nt
Organism: Pan troglodytes (chimpanzee)
Lineage: Eukaryota; Metazoa; Chordata; Mammalia; Primates; Hominidae
Gene: ARL4D
Product: ADP ribosylation factor like GTPase 4D
Exons: 2
Coding region: 1673-2278 (201 amino acids)
Molecular function (GO): GTPase activity; GTP binding
Source: RefSeq, a predicted model, not a curated record
GUAGCAGGCUGCAGUGGCUGGGGAGACCCUACUCAUUCCUGUGCCCCUCCUAACCAGUCCUAGAUAGGGCUAAAGAACCUCUAUAAACCUUUCCAGAAGCUUCCAGUUGACACAUUCUCUCUCUCCUCUGAAAUCCUACGAGUGCUAUCUCAUGAUUUACAAAGACCCAAUACAUGUGCUGUCUCAUUCUGUCAUUGCCAGUCUUAAGUCUUAAGCCCUUUGAGGCCUGGUUCUACAGCCGAGACAUCCUCUAUUUCUCCACCAUCUCUCUGUCUCAUUCAGAGCACACAGUAUGAAUGAGGUCAAUAAACACAGUGUUUUUUGUUUUGUUUUGUUUUGUUUUUGUUUUUUUUGAGACAGAGUCUUGCUCUGUUGCCCAGGCUGGAGUGCAAUGGUGUGAUCUCAGCUCACUGCAACCUCCGCCUCCCGGGUUCAAGUGAUUCUCCUGCCUCAGCCUCCCGAAUAGUUGCAAUUACAGGCGCCCGCCACCACACCCGGCUAAUUUUUGUAUUUUUAGUAGAGACGGGGUUUCACCAUGUUGGCCAGGCUGGUCUAGAACUCCUGACCUCAGGUGCUUCGCCCACGUCGGCCUCCCAAAAUGCUGGUAAUACAGGCGUGAGCUACCGUGCCCGGCCCAAUAAACGCAUUGGUUUUUUUUUGUUUGUUUGCUUUGUUUUGAAACAGAGUCUUGCUCUGUCGCCCAGGCUGGAAUGCAGUGGCGCUAUCUCAGCUUACUGCAACCUCCGCCUCCUGGGUUCAAGCGAUUCUCCUGUCUCAGCCUCCCGAGUAGCUGGGAUUACAGGCACCCGCCACCACGCCCGGCUAAUUUUUGUCUUUUUAUUACUGAUGGGGUUUCACCCUGUUGUCCAGGCUGGUGGAACUCCUGAGCUUAAGUGAUGUGCCUGCCUCAGCCUCCCAAAGUGCUGAGUUUACAGGUAUGAUCCACUGCGCCUAAACAUACUGUUGAGUGUAACCUCAAAUAAGUCAUUUAACCCUUCAGGGCUUUGUGUAUCUGUAAAAGGCAGACAACAGUCCCUAACAGGCUAUUGCAGAUAAUGGGCUUAGCACUAUGAAGCAGCUGUUUUAUGGGGCUCCAGGUUCACAUAGGUUUGACAAUUGAAUUAUGAAAGAUAAAGGAGAAAGACUUGUCAGCCUCUCCGAGUAGAUCCUUUGGCCGAAGGAGUGUCCAUGUGGGGUGGUAUCUCGGCCUGGUGGAGGGGGAUGCGAUGGUAGUGAGAAUACUAGGGUAUUCAUAUCUUUCCUCCCGAGUCAAACGUUGCCAGGCACGUUCCUUUCGCCCCUCCCACCCUCCAUUCCGGAUUAAUUCCAAGUUUAAUUCCAAAUAUUAGAGUGUGGUAGAAAAGGUCAAAUAGAGCAGCCACGGAUUAAGCAAACGUCCCUCCGCGUGUGGUGGGGGCUGCAGCGCCCGUAGCUCCACGCUCCGCCCCGCCGCCGCUGAUUGUCCCGCGCCUUGUGACGUCACACGCGGGUUUUUAAGGCCGAACCCUAGGCAGGCUCUGCAGAGGCAGCGGUUGGAGGCGCGCUGGGUGUCCGCGGUGUUUCACCGGGAAAGGCUCGAGGAGAGCGCGGCUCACGAGAGAUAACCCAGCUGUGCUCCCUGGAACCUUCAAUUUCAAGGCCUCCCUGCCUCUACUAGGCGCCUUAGCUCACUAUGGGGAACCACUUGACUGAGAUGGCGCCCACUGCCUCCUCCUUCUUGCCCCACUUCCAAGCCCUGCAUGUCGUGGUCAUUGGGCUGGACUCUGCUGGAAAGACCUCCCUCCUUUACCGCCUCAAGUUCAAGGAGUUUGUCCAGAGUGUCCCCACCAAAGGCUUCAACACCGAGAAGAUCCGGGUGCCCCUCGGGGGAUCGCGUGGCAUCACCUUCCAAGUGUGGGACGUCGGGGGGCAGGAGAAGCUGCGACCACUGUGGCGCUCUUAUACCCGCCGGACAGACGGUCUAGUGUUUGUGGUGGACGCUGCGGAGGCUGAGCGGCUGGAGGAGGCCAAGGUGGAGUUGCACCGAAUCAGCCGGGCCUCGGACAACCAGGGCGUGCCAGUGCUGGUGCUGGCCAACAAGCAGGACCAGCCCGGGGCACUGAGCGCUGCUGAGGUGGAGAAGAGGCUGGCAGUCCGAGAGCUAGCAGCCGCCACUCUCACUCAUGUGCAAGGCUGCAGCGCUGUGGACGGUCUGGGCCUGCAGCAGGGCCUGGAGCGCCUCUAUGAGAUGAUCCUCAAGAGGAAGAAGGCAGCUCGGGGUGGCAAGAAGAGACGGUGACCCGAGCCCCCCCUCCCUUUCCUCCCACCUAGUAGGGGUCUGCACACUUGGACAGCAGGGUGGGACCAGCCUGUGACCUCUCAGUCAGACUGGGGUGCAGGACCUGUCCACCUCAAUGAAGGAGAGAGGAGCAUGGGGCGUCCCGUUUUGGCGCCACACUGGGGUGGGGAUGGGAGAUGGGAUGUCUUUGCAUCUCUCUCUCAUCCUCUCUGGAGAAGUGGGCGCUGCAGGACUGUGGAGACGUAAAUGUAAACUGUGACUCUACCUCGACCCUGUUUCUUAUUUUUCUUCUCUGGCUUUUUAAUUGGAUGUGUUUGGGGGCGGGGGGAUGGAAGUGACUUGGAGAAUGUGUUUGGGAUGAAAUAACUAUCUCCCCUUCCUCUGUCCCCCAACUGGGGAGUCUCCCCAGGCUGCUUUUCUAGGAAUACCAGUCACAUAGUUUUUAUUUUUGUGUCUGUGAAAGUGCCAAGAACCCCUCCCCACAUUUGUAGAUCCAUGACCCUUUUUAUAAGCUGUGUGUGUCCUCUGUAUUAUUGUUAUUAACUAUUUUUUAGCAUUUGCCUGUAAGUUAUUAAAGACUGAUAACUGUAGCUCUUA